UUAAUGAAUGAAAGUAUGUCUUCUCAGAUGAGGCAGCGAGUCUUCACUGGGGUUGUGACGCAGCUGCAGGACCGCCAUGGGACCGUCGACCGCGACGUACGCUUUGCGAUGAGUGCUGUAGUAGGAAGAGCGCCCUUGGUCGGCGAGAAAGUGCUGGUGAAGGCGGUGCAGGAUCCUUCGCAGUCUGUCAAGUGGACAGCACAAAGAGUGCAGGUGCUCAAUGGCCAGCCUUUUAAGUCUCCUCCGCCACUGCUGCACUCCACGACACCAAACCUGGCGCCGGGCAUUUUGGGAAACAAGCGUCAACCACUGCUGAAGUCACCUAAAAUACCACCGCUGAUUCCUGGCAUGCAGCCGAAUCCAGGGGGCAUGCUCCAGAUACCCCACCAUCAGAAGCUGCCAUGGGCUGCCCCCUGGGGUGGGGGAAGCAGGAAGAGGCACAAUGAGGUUGUGGCUGGUCGGAGAGGCCGACACUGGGAGGAAGCCGGUGGCUCUUGGGGAGGGGACAAUGCGCACCAGAAGAGACGGCGAUGGAAAGCCCCGUCUGAGGAGGAAACCUCCAAAAAGAGCACCUCUCAAACCAGCACGAGCUCUCCUCUCUUCUCCUUUUUCCCACGAGACAGUCAGGCCUGUGAUAAUCUGGAGCUGCAGCGGCGCUACCCACACCUCCACGUACCUCUGUCUCUUUUUCAUGUGCAGCUUUGCUGGCCUGAGAGCUUCCCACCUAGCCAGCCACUUCCUCUCGCAGGGCCAUGUCACUUCCACGUAGGCCCACAACAACCUAAGAUAGAAGCGGCUCCAUCUCCAGACUCCACAGAGAACUCCAGCUUCUCUGUUAAGGUGCUGUUACUGUCCAUGCCUGGCAUUGAGGACUUCUAUGCUCAGUGUUGUAACUAUGCAGAGAACAGGAACGGACGUGGAGAUGUGAUCCAUCCUACAACACUGUUCAAGUUUCUAUUACUGGACAAAGCAGGAGAGCUGCAGCUCCCUGGAGGUUCAUGGUCCAAAGAGGAUGGGUCCAAUCCAUCCAAAGACAGCACCACCAUCAUACGCACUGCAGUACGCUACGUGACUGAGCAGACGGCUCUGGACCUUUCAGCAUGUACACAAUGGCGUAAAAUGACCGAGCUGAGAUUACUUUCCGGGGAUAAAAUGGAAACGGUCGUCAUCUUGAUGCCAGAUGUGUGGAAUCUAGUGCCGACAGCAGAAGAAUGGGUCAAGUUACAGGAAGAGCAAGGGCAGGAGUCUCCUCUCCCUGAUGUGCCCUCGCUGGUAGUCCAACCCACUGCAGGGUUCACACUGUCUGCAGUUUCUCUAUCAGCUUUAUUAGAGCCACGGAUGUCACAGAGCAGAGACGCGUUUGAGGUGGGUUUGGUGAGCGAGCUCUUCAGCGAGAUGCUCCAGAGGGAUUUUGGUCUGCAGCUGUACCACUCCCUCUCCAGCCUGCCUCAGACUCCGACUGCGACUCUUCCUGACUCUGAAAUCCAGGCGGCAGACAGCAGCGCUUCUCUGGAUGAUGAGGCAAAAAGGAUGAGUAAGGACAUGAGAAAGAAAGGAGCAAGUGAUGCCAAGAAAACAACAAAAAAAGAAGGGGAGGAAGAGGAAGAGACCAAAAUGGAGGAUGACCAGGAACCGAGUGAACACCAGGCAGAGAAUCAGGAAGAGGCUGAUAGCCACACAGAGGUUGAAGAAGCAGUGGCUGUUGAUGACAGUCAGUCACUCAAAGAUAUAGAGCUUCCCCGUAGGGUCCUUUUGUCCUGGGUGUUUUUCGACAGGCAGCUCUCUGGCUCCCUGAGAGAAGAGGAUGUUCAGAACAUCCUGCUCUCCCUCGGGCUCUACCUCACUACUGCUCAGGCACAGGAUCUGGCUGGAAAGAUGUCCAUGGACGGGAAGUGCAUGUACCGUAAGCUGUGCUCUCGCUGGACCGACGCAGACGAGGUGGCUUGUGACCUCAGUGCCGAGGGAAAUAAAUCCCUGUUGCCGGGUGUGCCUCGUAAGGAGAAGGGCUCUUCCCGCCGCUCAUCCAGCAACGCUAACCCAGAUGUGGUAAACUACAAAGGCACCGUUCUGAACAUCCCCAACCUGCUGCAGCGUCUCGAGAGCAGCAGAGCAGCACAGCACGAGAUGGAGAAACGGCUCGCUGACCUGCAGGCAACGCUCGGUACGGCAAGGAAACGAGAGGCAGCCAAGGCGAAGCCGGUCUCCGAUGAACAGGAGCAGAUGAAGAGCAGGUUAGAGAAAGUCGAAGCACUCAACAAAACCUAUGAGAAGAAUCUAAAAGAGAACGCCGGCCACAUGCUCACCGUCAUCGAGAAGAUGCAGAAAAUGGUGGAUCAGACGACAAGCCUUACAAGGACAAAGGACGUGAAAGGAGACUAAGAGGUCAGCAUGGAUCUGGAGUGUAUCCUGGGAAUGCUGGAUGUGAGGCAGGAAUAUCAUGGGUGGGACACCAGUGAAUUGCAGGACACCAUGCACACACAUUCUGCUGUAUGUUUUUGGGAGGUUGGAGGAAACCGGGCAGCCACAGGGAGAACAGGCAGUAACCAGAGCUCAGGAUUGAACAGGGAUCCUAGAACAGGGAUCCUAGAACAGGGAUCCUAGAGCAGUGACGUGGCAACACUACCCAAGGUGCCACUGUGCUACCCUAAUGUAUUUAUUCAUUUAUGUAUUCUUCAUUUAUAUUAUAUUUUCAUUUACAGCCCCCCCCCCCCCAUUCUAGUUCAUUUGUUUGUGCUGUACACAUUUGAGUUUGAGAUCAAAAGAUGGAUAUGAGACAAGAGUUUAGGAUUUCCUACAAAUUUGGUGGUCUGAUAUGUCAUUAACACAUCUACAUAUAAAUACCAGAAAAUAAAAGCUGAUAUUCUAAACUCUCUUCUCAUAUUCAUCUUUUGAUCUCAAACCCAAAUGUCUUCAGCAAAAACAAAACAACAAAAACAACCGAGUGUGCAGCUCUCCAGUGGGCCGUUGUGGUACUCCGCAGUGGGGUGCUCGCUGAGGAUCUGAUUCUGUAGACAAUAAUAAAUGCGUUUACUUUUUAAACACUGAAAUUUGCGACAGGCCACUUUAUAUCAUUUAGUAAAUCUCCAUAUUUUUUGUAUAAGACUCAGAAGGGUUAACAUUAAUGUUAUCAGUAAUCAGUAUUUACUCUUAAUCUGUCAGUAGGUUUCUGUAAGAUGGAAAAAAGACCCAGUAUUUAUUGCUUAUUUAAUAUUGAAAUACUCCCAAACAGUAGUUCAGUAUUACUUACAGAGUAAUUAAUCGAUUUUAGUUGGAAGUUAAUAGGAAAAACUUAAUAGUAAAAAAUCAAAAACCCACAUUU
Molecule: messenger RNA, 3319 nt
Organism: Ictalurus punctatus (channel catfish)
Lineage: Eukaryota; Metazoa; Chordata; Actinopteri; Siluriformes; Ictaluridae
Gene: ccar2
Product: cell cycle and apoptosis regulator 2
Exons: 18
Coding region: 4-2379 (791 amino acids)
Biological process (GO): regulation of DNA-templated transcription; RNA splicing
Cellular component (GO): DBIRD complex; nucleus
Molecular function (GO): RNA polymerase II complex binding
Source: RefSeq, a predicted model, not a curated record